CCUCAAAGCCAGCGCCACCGAAAACUAUCGGAACAUUAUUAUUAUUAUUAUUAUUUUAGUUGCAAGGAGCGCGGUGCGUACCACCUGCGACCGAGAGCCAGCACCCGCCAUGAACAGCCUUGUGCGACGCACCCAUCAGCUCCAUCAGCUGUGGCGCACGUACUGCAGCGCUCCGGCGUCCGCCGCCAGCCGGACUGCAGGUCGGCCCAGCUACGAGGAGUUCAUUGGCCAGCACCAGCAACAGGCCCAGCGCAGCAUUGUCGUCCAGGUGAGCUCCGAGAAGUCGUACGCGGAGUUGUAUAACUACUGCAGCCGGUUCGGCUCCAUUCUCGGCGCCCAUCACUAUUGCGUGCGGCAGGACGAGGCGCUGCACUAUGUCCUGCUGGAGUAUGCCACGGCCGGCGAGGCAGCGGCCGCCAUUGAUGCCGGCGUUACCAAUGGCGACCUGAGCGGUGUGCCCGUCCGCUCGCCCUUCCUCUGGUUUCGGGCAGCGGCGGCAGCGGGUGCGCGGCGUGGCCCCAAGCUGGCUUCGCAACCGGCACCGACCGCUCUGCUCUCAAUCGAUGGCAAUCGGCCGGCGGAACAGGAACACCUGCUAAUUGUGCUCCGCGGCGCCAGGGAUAUCGAGGAGCAGGUGCAGCUGCUGCACCAGCACUCGCGUCUGAACGAGCUGGGCGUGCGUCUUCGCUUCCUGGCCGCCCUGCAGGUGCAGCAGGCCAUCUCUGGCAUGUUUCCUGCCGCCCAGGCCCUGCCCUUUGGCUCGUCGGUCAAUGGUUUUGGCAAGAUGGGCUGUGAUCUGGAUCUUAUCCUGCGUUUUGACAAUGACACGGGCGGCGGUGGCGGCGGCCACCAGGAGCCAUCGCGUCUGGUGUACCAUACCAAGGAGAACCUGAGCAAUGGACGAUCGCAGACGCAACGGCACAUGGAGUGCUUUGGAGACAUGCUGCAUCUGUUCCUGCCGGGCGUGUGCCAUGUGCGUCGCAUCCUGCAGGCCAGGGUGCCCAUCAUUAAGUAUCAUCACGAGCAUCUGGAUCUGGAGAUUGACUUGAGCAUGAGCAACCUCACCGGCUACUACAUGUCCGAGCUGCUGUACAUGUUCGGCGAGCUGGAUGUGCGCGUCCGGCCACUUACCUUCAGCAUCCGACGCUGGGCACAGGCCUGCGGCCUGACCAAUCCCUCCCCAGGACGCUGGAUCAGCAACUUCUCGCUCACCUGCCUGGUCAUGUUCUUUCUGCAGCAGCUGCGCCAGCCCAUCCUGCCCACCAUAUCGGCCCUGGCCAAGGCGGCCGAGCCCUCGGACAUGCGCAUCACCGAGGAUGGCAUCAAUUGUAGCUUUGGACGCGACCUGGAGCGCCUGGGGUUCCGGAGUCGCAAUCAGAGCUCGCUAAGCGAGCUGCUGCUGCAGUUCUUCGAGUUCUACUCGCAGUUUGACUUCCACAAUCGUGCCAUCUCGCUGAACGAGGGCAGGGCGCUGGCCAAGCCGGAUCACUCGGCCAUGUACAUUGUGAAUCCGCUGGAGCAGCUGCUCAAUGUGAGCAAGAAUGUCAGCCUGGAGGAGUGCGAGAGGCUGCGCAUUGAGGUGAGGAAUGCGGCCUGGGUGCUCGAGUCGGAGGUGGAGAGUGCCUCGCUCUCGCCGGAGGCUGGCGAGGGUCACGGCAGCCACAACGAACGUCUGGAGAUGUCCUGGGGCCUGCUCAAUCUGUUCAAGCAGCCGGAGAAGGCGGUCAUUCGGCCGAAUAUGUUCUUCAAGCCCCGCAUGGUGGAGGUGAGUGAUCUGUUCGAGCAGAAGGAGGCCUCCUCCUCCUCCUCCGCCACCGUGCCCACUGCCAGUCUGAGUCCGAGCUCAGCCGAGCCACCGAUCACCUACAAGAGCGCCUCGGUGCGUCAACAGGUGCAGAGCAUCAAGGCGGCCACGCGUUCCGAGCUGAAGCAGCUGCGAGGAUCAGCGAAUGGGAGCAGUGCUGCCCCAGGGAACAGUCCAAAGAACAGGCGGAGCAGCAGGUGAUGCUCCGCCUGGCCCGUGUACAUACCUGCGUAGGCUUAACUACAGGCUAAACUGUAACUAAACUGAUCGUUGUUCAUACUGUUAGCCCCUCCCCCCUAAUACCCCCCUCCUAGGUAAGCUAAGACUAGCUAAGAUCGUGCGCCAAUGUUGAGUAUUUAAAUCAAUUUUUGUAUCGACGAAUAAAAGAAAAAUUUAUGAGGUCAGAAAAAA
This is a messenger RNA of Drosophila kikkawai, 2215 nucleotides long. It is a transcript of the gene MTPAP, whose product is annotated as mitochondrial poly(A) polymerase. Lineage: Eukaryota; Metazoa; Arthropoda; Insecta; Diptera; Drosophilidae. The record is from RefSeq and is a predicted model, not a curated record. Gene Ontology annotation, molecular function: poly(A) RNA polymerase activity.